This is a messenger RNA of Leucoraja erinaceus (little skate), 7367 nucleotides long. RefSeq lists its product as uncharacterized. The record is from RefSeq and is a predicted model, not a curated record. Lineage: Eukaryota; Metazoa; Chordata; Chondrichthyes; Rajiformes; Rajidae. Bases 340 to 4392 code for a protein of 1350 amino acids. The transcript has 30 exons.
GGGAGAUGCCGGCUGCCAUGGUGACGGCGGGGCCGCGGCGGCGGGUGGGCCCGACAUGUCCCCGCGCCCCCGGCCCCGCUCAACAACAACAACAACAACAACAACAACAGCAGCAGCAACUUAGUAUGAAGACAGCGCUGUCCGCGCCCAUGUAGCCCCCGCUCUGGCUGCCCCGUCGUGUCGGUGUCUCGGUACCAUGAGGCCGCCCCACCGCCCGCCCGGAGGACGAAGACAACGAGGAGAAGCCGCUGCCGCUGCUGCUGCUGCUGAUGAUGACAGACACAAACCCACUGGACUAACCCAGCGGGACAGGAGGCAGCAUCUCUGAAGAGAAGGGGAAUGGGCGACCCUUCUUCUCCAGCUGCCGAGAUGGACCGCGGCGACGAGGAGAAAGUGGAAUUGGAAGAUAUAUUGAAUAGAUUGAAGGAAGAUGGAAUUGACAUUAAAGCUUGCAGCAGAACUGAGCAUCUGUGCCAUCUCUGGCGUAUAUACCAGCGGUCUGAGGCCAUGCUGCAGGCCACCAAACAGGACCUGGAUGUGUUUCAAAAACAACAGGAUGCCGAGAUGACAGAGGUGGACAAUUACGUGGAACACAUCCGUAACUUGUCAGUGGAGCGGGAAGCAGUGACUGCCGAGUAUGAGCAGGAGAAUGAAAUACUGAGGGUGGAACUACGACAACUGCAGUUGGAGCUAGAAACCCAAGUAAAGGAAGUGGAGGAGAUGUUGGAUCAGGAAGGACUAGCUGAUAUCGCUCAUAGUGGCCCAAGUGAACAAGUAGCCUACCUCCUGGUGGAGCGUGCUACACUGCUAGAAAAAUUGGAAUUAGCAGAGAGCAAAGUGGAGAAGGUUGCAGGAAAUCGCCAGGGGAUGCGGUUACAGAUGGAGUUGGGCCAGAUGCAGCAAACUAUGGAAGAGGAAUUGAAACAGCAAAGGGAAUCCAUGCAACGAACAAAGGAAACCAUGGCAAAGGAUCCUAUAUCUCAACCUUCAAGUCCGUGGAAGAAGCUGUUUGGGAUCCGUCAGCAAGCAGACAGUGUUUCCAAAGACAUAGCUGCCCAUGAAGUUGACUUGCAGAAAGAGCAGAAGUUACGGGAACGAGCGGAACAAGACGUGGAUGAGGCAGCGCAGCGGUUACAGAUGGCACAUGCGGACAUACGCCGACUAACAGAUGAAUUGGACAUGGAGAAAAAAGUACACAGCAGCAGUGAUACCGGGGAACUAGACAAAGCAAAAGAAGAUAACAUCAAGUUGGAUCAGGAAAUUCUGGAGUUACGAAAUCGUGUACACUCGUUGGAUAGAGAACGGAAAUCUCUCUUAGUAACAGUGGAAAGCCUUCAAAAAAUUGAACCAAGCAGUCCACAGAACAUGGAGCAGGGCACAUUCAAGUCUUCUGACUUCAACAUGAAUUGGGAUGAAGCUGCACAAAUGGAUGGCCAACAAUCAGACGCUCCUGUGCCAACUGUUCGUAAGAAAAAAAAAUCUACUGGAUCUGCGUAUACCAAGGAGAGCCAAAACAUAGAUUGCGAAUCAGAAUCAAUUCUGCCAGAACUGUUGCAUUACGAUGGGCAGCAUCCGAGAACAGAGGAACUCCACAAAAGGUGCCACCAUGAGAUUACUCGUCUUGAAUCCAAGAAUCAUGAGUUGCAACGCAAGAUGCAUAGACUACAGCAAGAACUUGAAGAGGUGACGCUGAGGAAUGAGUCUCUUGAGGCUGCAAUGGAAAAUCUCCGCAAUCGCCCAAAAGAUCCCACAGACUGUGAAAAGGAAAUACUCAGAGUCAAGAUCGGCAGCAUAGAAACUGAUUAUGCAAAACUGAAGCGGAAGUACAAGGAACUUAAAGCCAAAAAUCACGAUCUGGGUAAAGACCAAGAUGCUCUAGAGACUAUGCAGAAGAGUCACGAUGCGUUGGAGGGUGCACAAAUGAGGCUUGAAGACGAAAUAAAAAGGCGGGAGUAUUUUGAAUCUGCACUAGCAGCUGCCGAAGAUGCAAAAAUACGAGAAGAGGAGGAGUUGGAAGCUUUCAGAACUCAAGUGCACCAUCUGAAUGUGGAGCUGAAAGAUUGCCGUGCAGCAGCGGAUCAGAAUCAAGCAUUAAACGGACUCAUUGACAGGUUGAAGAAUGAGAACUGUGCUCUAGAACAGAAGUUGAACACAGUGGUGGGGGAUUACAAUGAUGUAUGCAAGAGCCAAAAUGAGACAUCAUACGAUCAGAAAGAUGUGGAGGAGAGGUAUCUGUGCCAGAUAGCUGAAUUGAAAUGCACCAUAUUCAAACUCCAAGAGGCAUUAAACAGCAACACGAUGACUGAAUCUUCGGACAAGAAAGUGGAAUGCCUGCAGCAGCAGCUCUGCGCGGUUCUGAAGGAGAAUCAGCAGCUGAAUCAGGAGAAGCUUGUCUUGCGGCAGCAGUUCUGCACCAACCAGCAGGGCAGCCAGAUUCUCAAUCAAGAGUACGCAAACCUGCGGCAACAACUCGUCUGUUAUCAGCAGGAAAACAAAAUCCUCACACAGGAGAACUGCACGGUACGGCAACAGCUGGCGGGCUGCCAGAAAGAGAACCAGCGCUUGACGCAAGAAGUAUGUAACAUUCAGACACAGCUGAACGACCUUCUGCACUCCAAAGAAAAGGUGGAAGACAGCAUUAAUCAGGUGCAGCUCCAGGCUGUGAAGAUGGAAAUGUGCCACUUGCAGUCUUCGCUAGAGUUUGAACAGAAAAAUUCUUGCCAGCAAAAACAAACCCUGGAGUUGCAGCUGGAGGAAGCAAACAACAGGAUGAAGUCGCAAGAUGCCCUGCUGGCCCAACAUGCUGAAGAGUCACGCCAACUGCGGCAGGACCUGCAGAGGGUGCAUAAUCUGUGCAGCACAGCUGAGAAGGAACUGAAGUACAAGAGGGAUCAACUCAUGGAGCUGCAGAAGCAAAACUCUCUCCUUGAUCAGGAAAAUACCAGGCUGAACCUGGAUGUUAAAACCAUACAGUGCAGGCUGUCAGAGAUGGAUAAACACAUUUUAAUGUUGAAAUCAGAAUGUGAAAUUAAACAACAGAGACUAAAAGAACUGGAAAUGGAUUCUGGCAAGACUUUCCACCUCUCCAAACAGUUAAAGUGUAUGCAGGAUGAACUUGGAGCAGAAAAGAACAGAAACAUGUGUGCAGAGAAAAAGGCCGGAGAGCUGCAGCAACAACUCAACUGCGUUCAACACCAACUACGACUCUCGGAAGCUCGAAGCAAGGAGCGGGCAACGCUGGAAGCUGAACUGAAGGAAAGCAGGGAAGCCGCAGCCAAGCUCAAGAACCAGCUACAAGAGGAAUGCAUUCAGAGGAAGCUUGCGGAUCAGAAUACAGGGGAGCUGCAGCAGCAAAUAAAAUCAAUGCAAGAUAAGGAAGGGUGUUUGUCCCGAGGCAAAUGCGACCUUCAGCUGCAGUUGCAGCAACAGGAGGCACGGCUGCAGGUUUUGGAAGAUGAAAAGGACGCCAUUUGUUCUGAGAAUCAAUGUCUGCAAAAGGCGAACAAGAAGUCGGCCGAUGAUCUGUGCGCGCGCAAACUAGAAAUAGACAAGCUGAAGGAAGAAAUGCAGAAUAUUCUUCAUCAAUUGGAUACGCAAAUCAGAACCUAUGAUGAGAAACAAGUGAGGCACAAACAGAAACUGCGCAAAGCUAAAGAGAUCUUUAUCCGUGAAGUGAUGCUGCGAGAUGGGAAAAUAAAACAUCUGGAAACAGAGGUCAAAUUGAUGAAAAACCUGAUGGAUAAGGAACAUGCCUGGAACAUGAAGGUUACUUAUGAAAAUGACCUGCUCCUUGUUGAAAAGAGAGAACUUCUACAACAGUUAAAUGAGCAGGAUAAUUCCACACGGAACAGCAGCCCACCCGCCUGUAACGUGAAGCACAGAUCUUCCAACUCUAAUACGCACACAUCGUCGUCACCAACAAGAAACUGCGACAAAUCUCAAAAGAAAUCCCAAAAAACAACAUCCAGGAUGAACUGUUCAGAAGAGAACAAACAACUUCAAGAGGAGACAGUGAAAUUGAGUGACCGGCUUGAUUCAUUGGAGAACACUCUGAGAAUGAAUAAGACGGAGCCUGGCAAGUUGCAUCAUGACAGUUUAUCCGUUUCCUUCGCCGAGGAUCCGUGCAAGUUUCUAUACAGUGACGCUGCUGCAACAAAUGGCAACUUCCUAUCUGCAACACGUGACACAUCAUCACCAAGUGGUAGUAACAAUCCUGGCUGUUUGGACCUCUAUCGACGUAGCAAAUCAAUGGAUUAUACCGAUGCUCCCAAAUCCACAUAUACCCCAUCGCGGAUGUACCAGUCAGAUACUACGGACUACAUGAAUCUGUCGAGCUGUUCGCGGUUCAGAGACCAGGAGGAGAGCCGAUUCCUAGGCAAUGACAAUGUGUGAUCUGGCAGUGACUGAGACAGAAGUAGAUCUGAGUGCGAUUGAAGUGGAUCCUGACUGUGCUACUCAAAAGAACUUUGAAGGCUGGAUGAUCCACAAGGUGGUUCUAUCUGGAGUUAAAGUAAUUCUGGUAACGGAGACAGGGACAUACUGAUUCAACAUGCCGUUGUCUUUGUCACGUUGCCUAACAGGAAUAUUAACACAUCUUUCUCUGGAUGAGUAGUGAUAGAUUGGUUGAAAUACCUGCCCUGGCGUCUGUCUAUCCAGCUAUUGCACUUACAAGCACACGAACACUGGAUUAGUUCCAGUGUUUCAAAUGUCAAGGGUACAGGCUGGGCCUGUGAAACGCCACGGUUCUGUAGUACUAAUUGUGUCCAGUCCUUCCCCAGUGUAUAAAUGAACUUUGGUGCUGGCUCCCCUCAUGAACAAUGCAAAGAAAGUGCUCUCUUGUACGAGUAAUUAGUUUUGUCAGGAUGUAAUUUAAAUUCAUUAUUUGUGCCGAGUUCUGCAGUGGUACUUGUAAGCUAAUUUCAUAUCAGUAUAUAUUUCCUCAGUUUAGACAACAGCAUUAGCAUUAGAAAGUAGUCCUGGUGAUCAGAUGAUAAAACUCUGCGUUGAGUCUACUGAACCGAACACCUCCUUGCACUGCUUUCUCCUGAGAUUUUUAAUUGAAUAGACAAAGCACCUGAUGGCUUGGUGCAUAAACCGUGAGAGGGGGGUCAAGAUGAUCAAGUGAAGCAAAAUAAUUCCACUGGAAACAAACUUCUGAUGGACCCUCUUAAACUGUGUCGGGUAAUUUCUUACUUAAAUCCCAACCGCUGCCACAAGAUGCAGGAAUGCUGGGGACAAACACUGUCUGAUAACUGGCUGGUGUUUUCCCCCUGAAAUCACUGCCUUUUCCACGUUUGCAGCGAUUACCAGCAAUCACAGACAGUGAAAUUAUUUAAAAAGCUGUGGCAUGUUUAGCCUGCCAGUUAAAGAGGUCGGCAGGUUGUAAUGCAGGUUGACGGCUGUACCUUCAGAUUAAGUUCCCACCUCAGCUGUGCCUUUGGCUGUGGGAAGAGAAGUGGUGGCAGUGGGGCACUUUCCAAACUCCCCCCCCAAAGGACAGCACGGAAGGUCUGUGGGGAAGAGUCAGCCGAGACUCUUUCUCAGCCCUGUCUCCGAGCUAUCACACGGGAACAGGAGCGGCGGGGCCAGAGGACACAGAGUAGGCCUCCACUCAGACACUGGUGUUGGCAAUGCAGGAAUUUCUGAAUGAAAAGGAGAAAAACGUAACUUAAAAUAAAUGGAGCAAACAAUGUGAGAUUGGAACUCUUAAUUUAGUAGUUGGGUAUUAAAGCAACACUCCAACUAUCCGCCAUGAAUCCAGAUUCGAUUCACUUUUUGUCAUCUUGUCCACGCAAGGAUAAAUGACUCCUUUAUAUUUCAGUUGAUCUCUUACUAAUGCUGAGAGUCAGUUUCCACAAUUGCAUUGAGGAAGCUUGCCAACCUGGGAUCUACAAUCCUUUGUGUAGGAAGGAACUGCAGAUGCUGGUUUACAUUGAAGAUAGGCACAAAAUGCUGCCUGACUCGCUGAGUUACUCAAGCUUUUUGUGUCUAUCUACAAUUCACUGUUAUCUUGAUCUGUUCCAUUAUGUUCCGAUAUUUGCAAUCUUCUUUCCUUGUAAUCGAGUGACCCAGCUUACACGGGAACUGAUGACGUGGUUCGUCAGCUGAGUUUAGACCAGUCAUCCUCGCUAGUGCUUUCUGCUCCUUCCUAUCCAAUCCACAUUUUACCUGUAGGUGAUCUAAAGUUAAGGCAGCUCGCAGUAAACAUGCUGUGAAAUUUCUUUACCAGUCCUGAUUUCAGCAUUUACCUAGAUCUAGAUAGCAGAAGGACUUAAAGUAGCUUCAUUGUCAACUAUUUCUGCCGGAGAUGGAGAAGGAGAUGUCUGCUAGGAUGUGGUGAGUACAGGACCUGGGGUUCUUUAAAGAUGCCAACAGAGGUUACAACAAACACAAAGUAAUUCAGGAACUGUCGUAGACCAUCAUCGAAAUGGAUCACGCCAUCAGCCUUCAAAUCCUUCACAUCACUUUGUUUGGAUUUGCUUUUGGCUUUGAAUCAGUGGAGGUUCACAAGUCUGUCAUCAAACUUCUGGGUAAGACACUAUCUCUAGUGUGAACGUAAGUGUUGACCUGUAACACUUCAACCAAGUAAAUAAGAGGCAUGAAAUCAAAAUAGAAAAUGCGGGGCACAUGAGGCAGGUCGGUAAGCACCUGCGGAAAGGCAAAUAGAUUUGGCAUUUCUACACUGAGACCCCAGGAAAAAGAAAAGAGGUUGGUUUUCAAUUGUGGAGAAGAUGGGAGGAGGAUGGAUUGAACGCAAAUAUUAAUUCCGAUCGGAAAAAAACAAUUGUGUUAAUGUGGCAGUUCAAAGCCGUUUGCGCUUUUUUGUGCCGGGGAGAGAAAAACUGACCAGACGCACAGAUUACUGACGGCAGAAGUAGCCAGUUCUGAUGUAGAAAGAACAAACUAGUGAGUUACCUAAAGUUGAAACAUUUGAUACCAAUUAGGGUAAUGUGCCUGGUCAGAAAAGAUAUUAAUAUUUUAAAAAUCAGACCAUAUGAACAUUCAUAAACAACGGCAGUUACAUAAAUAAUUGAAGAUCGAUAGAAAAGUUCAAGAGGAUUGGGGUUUGAGUGGCAACAUCCUAGAUUUCACUGCUCUGGGUUUUGUAAUGUAUAUUUCAUUUUUAUUUGGGCUAUUUUUAGACAGAAAGAAACCUUUUUGAGAUGUAAUUGGGAUUCAGUUUCUUUUCUGAUUUAUAUCUAGAUUCACAAAGCAGGAUGCAAAUAAAUAGGAGAGUAAACUUAUUUUGAAAAAUUAUAAAUUUUGAAUUUAAUUUUGAAAUUAAUGUUAGAAGAUGAAUGUGCAAACACUUCACCGUUGUUUUUUUUUCUAUUUUCUUAUUAAACUGGUUAGAAUUGAAUUCCGAA